Messenger RNA from Pseudovirgaria hyperparasitica, 561 nucleotides. RefSeq lists its product as uncharacterized. Lineage: Eukaryota; Fungi; Ascomycota; Dothideomycetes; Acrospermales; Acrospermaceae. The transcript has 2 exons. The coding region runs from base 1 to 561 and encodes 186 amino acids. The record is from RefSeq and is a predicted model, not a curated record.
AUGCCAACUUCGCCCGAAGAAAUGCAUGCCUUGGCUGUGGCCAGCAAAAGAGAGCUGAACCUUCUCAUGGCGGCAUACGUCGACAUGAUUGCGUCCGGCCCCGCAGCAUCUCCUCCUCCCCAAGAAUCUCCACCUCUCCGAGCAUUCACUCCUUCCGGAGAAUCCACUUCUUCUGGAGAAUCCACUUCUUCCGGAGAAUUCACUCCUUCUCAGGAUUCCACUUCUUCCGGAGAAUCCACUCCUUCCCAGGAAUUCACUCCUUCCCAGGAAUCCACUCCUUCCCAGGAAUCCACUCCUCCUCAAGAAUACCCCCUUCCCCAGGAAUCACCUACUCCCCAGGAAUCCCUUCCUCGCCAGGGAUCCCCUCUUCCCCAAGAAAUCCCUCUUCCCCAGGAAUCCUCUCCUUCCCCAGCACCCCCGUCGCCACCGGCAGUACCAGCUGCAACAGCAUCCCCGACAGCCUCAGCAGCCUCAGCAUCCCCAGCAGCUCCAGCAGCUCCAGAAGCUCCAGCAGCUCCAGCGCCACCAGCGCCACCCGCCCCCAAGACCAACGGAGUUUGA